Molecule: messenger RNA, 4600 nt
Organism: Seminavis robusta
Lineage: Eukaryota; Bacillariophyta; Bacillariophyceae; Naviculales; Naviculaceae
Source: the annotation of a GenBank genome assembly
GUGUACGUGUUGAGGCUUUGAAAGGAAGUGAUCGGGAAGUGCCGGUGGCAUUUUGUGAGCAGUAGAGGGUCGACUGUCUCAUUAUUUAUUACCGUACGAUACUGACGUCAUACGGUACAACUGUAGAAGACAAAUGAACCAAAUAGAAGAACGGCAUCAACAGGAUGCGAAAGAUGCGUCCAAGACAAAAGUGUCAGGAUUCCUUCUGACACAACUUCCAGAUUCGCAGAUUCAAUGGCCAUCAUGAUUGGUCUCCCACAACCGGAAAGAAGCCGACGCCAUCUUGCAUUAUUGAGGAGCAAGCAAUUGCAAAACUGAUUUCUGUUGGAUCCAUCUCCCAUUUCAUUAUUUGCCAUAAGGAUGGAAAUUAUAAUUGCUGAAAGAUAAGAUAAGAUAAGAUAAGAUGGUCAACUUUGGAGAAAAGCUCAUCACCACUCAAUAUGUGCCCUGGGCUCUGCAUUACAUUGACUACCAGCACUUGAAGCAAGUCUUGGAGGAAGAGUACCAUGACGUGUCUGCCAGUGGCAAAGGAAUGGACAAUAAGAGUAUUGCCACGGCCACUUGGACCAUUGGCGGUAGUACUGCUGCCAACAACAAUAACUCGCAAUUCUUUUUAUCCGUCUUGUACCAUCAAACUGAAAAAGUUGCCUUUUUUGUGCUGCAAGAACAAGGCCGCAUCACAUCGACAUUGGACGAAUGCCGACAAGAACUGCUCAAAGGAGCUUCUGAAAUGGAUGAAUUGGUUCAGCUCGAAGGCACCUAUGUGGAAACCGGCAUUGCUCUCUUGCGUCUAAUACGAUUUGUCGAUCUCAAUAUGCAGGGCUUUCGCAAAAUACUCAAAAAACACGACAAGGUCGCACGCAGCAAAUUGUCCUUGUCCUACUUGACAUUGCGCAACAGCGAAAGUAGUACCGCCUUUGGCAUUGUUGGCUACAAUUACGCUCGCAGACUCAUGGGACGAGACGACGAAAAAUUGGAUUGGAUCUUGUGGGGCAAUCAGCUAUUGCAGCCACUGUUGCAGGUAGACACCUUCACGGCAUUGGCAGGAGCCUAUGAAGCCGGGACGGAAGAACUGCGUCGUCUUUGGGUCCAAUAUGAACUCAAUCAUACGCCUGCCACUGCUUUGGCCGCAGCAGAACCGAGAAUUAGCAAACGACACUUGACGGCACCCAAUUUACAGAGUAUGAUGCUACAACAACAGCAGGAACCAUCACCGCAACAACGAGAAACAUCCUAUUAUAAUGAUCAAACCAAUCAGCAGCCAUCGCACAGUGUCAGUGGUGGCGAUUUAAAGGCCAUGAUGUUGGAAGAGGAACGAGCCUUGCGCAGAACCACUACCAUGAGUCCAAGUCAAGUUCUACUGCAGAUUCAUGCCGCCCGGGGUCGGCUUCAUCACACCAACGAAUUCAUACGCCUCUUGGCGGCUCCCAUGAUGGUGACGACACCGGAAGAUGUCAUUUCGGAAUCAGGAUCCAAAACGUCACCCAUGAUGAAUGGUCGACCCUCCAGAUUGAGCAACUUGUUGAAUCUACUGUCCACCUUUUUUUACAUGACAAACUAUUACAUUGUGGCACCUACAUCGGCAAACUACGCCGACAAGCUGGGGUCCGACUCUUCGAUUGCCUCCAUUAUCAUUGGCAUGACAUCCGUGGCAGCACUUGUAUCCACCCUGCUGUACUCCUGGUGGACCAGCUAUUCCUACAAAUCUGCAUUGAUCUUUGCAAGUACUUGCAGUGUCGUUGGAAACAUGCUAUACGCGGCUGGUUUACCUUGUCAGUCAUUGGAAAUUGUCAUGCUGGGACGGUUGCUGAAUGGAUUUGGAAGUGCUCGCAGUAUCAAUCGACGGUACAUUGCCGAUAGCUUUUCUCAAGCAGAUCGGACGACUGCAUCGGCAGCUUUUGUCACUGCCACAGCUGCUGGAAUGGCCACUGGACCGGCAUUGGCAUCCAUCUUGCACGUGGCAACCGAAGAAAGUACCAGUGUCUAUUGGCAGUCAGAAAAUGCCCCUGGAGUAUUCAUGUUCUUUGUUUGGAUCAUAUUCUUGUUCUUUCUCAUCUUUUACUUUGAGGAACCUGUGCGACCCUACAGCCGCAAGAAUACUUCAUCAGACGACAAUAAACAACAACAGAACGGAACGCUCUCCGAAAAAAAGCCCUUGUUGGCACAGAGCAUCACACCAGAUGCACCCGAAGAGGAGGAAGAGUCUGGUAGCCUCUGCUGCAAUGUUCCUGUGAUGGUCACUUUGGUGGUCUACAUGGUCCUCAAAAUGGUUUUGGAGGCUGUUUUGAGUUCCGAAUCAAAUCUGACCACUUUGUACUUUGAUUGGGAGAGCGAUAUCAGUGGUGUACACUUGACAAUUCUGGCUCUGCUCAUCCUUCCAGUCAACUUUGGAGUCGCAUUUCUGGCACGUUCCUACUUUGAUCGGGAGCUUAUCAUUGGCCUUUUGGUCGGCAUGUUUGUGGGGUGCAUCGUCAUUCUCCAGUAUCAACACGAUCCCGAGGACUACACGUUGGCUCAGUAUCUGAUUGGAUCGGCACUGCUCUUUGUCUGCGCUAGUGCUCUCGAAGCUCCCAACAUGUCGUUGCUUUCCAAAGUGAUUCCCCGCAAGUGGAGCCGUGGAAUAAUCAACGUUGGCCUUCUUGCCACUGAGAGCGGCACUUUGGGGCGUGUCAUUGGGGAUGUGCUCUUGGCGGCUGUGGGCAGUCGAGGAAUGGAGGAGUUGCUGAACCGAGCGUUUGGCUGGUACUCGGUUAUCAUUUUCGGCACCUUGCUGUUGACCUUUGCGACCUACGAACGAUUAGUGGAACCUCCAGAACCAGACGAUGACUGAUGAGGAGCUUUCAAGAGAGCUAGCUAGCUAUUUUUUGCUCGUGAAUGCUACACGCUGCAUAUUGCAUAGAAGAAGUACUUAGUGUAUCGAUACCCUAUGUAACGUCUAGCUUGCUGCAUAAAGGAGUGUGAAGUUCAAUUGAAGCAGCCAAGAAAAGAAGAGCCUGGGCGUUGGUUGCGUCGAUUGCUAUGUGUGUGUGGGGGGGGGAGCACGGCUGGGGCUGGGCUCGACUCAGCUCGAAGCACACAACUCGUUGGCUGAAGAGUCCGAUGCGAGCAUUCAACUGAUACGACAUAAUCUAUACUUACAGAAUUGAAUUAAGCAAAACUACACGUACCGUUUCAGAUUCCAUUCGAUUCUGCCUUUUAGAUACCAAAGCUCGACUGUGGUCAAAGAAAGAGUGUGUUGGGUGUACUUGUCAGCACAGGCUGUGGGUUGUCGCGAAGUUUCUUGUGAAAGAGUGAUAAACACUGAUUGGCAAGGUACUGCACAAGAGAAUCUUCUUUGUGCUUGGGUUCAUACAGAACUCCGAUUCAUCAUCCACUGGGUGAGGGCGGAGAGCUGCUGUGACGUCUGCCGAAGAGGGAAUGCUUCUUUCUCAGGCAAGCUCGUCCUAGCGUAAAUAGCAACCUACAGCAUGGCUUCCACUGCUUCCCACGCCCGAUCUUGAAUGGCUUGAUCGGCAAAGGCUUUGCCUGCCUUGUGCUGUGUGACAUCUCCAAAAUCUUGGUUGUAGCCUUUGCGGUGAGCAAAAAAGCUACCACUGGCUACUCCUUUAUCCGCACUAAAGUCGCCUCUGGCCAACAAGGCAUCUACAUAGUGUUUGGCUCCCACUUGGAUGGUGUUGCUUCCCUUGAAAAAAAUGAGUGCAUGUGCAAACAUUCGCAGCACGGAAGUGACACCACCAUGGUUCAAAAGGCCCGUUCCCUUGACGGCUCCUGGAGAGACUGUCAGGACAAAAAUGUCCGGGUGAUGCCUGGCAAAUGCGGCCCAGUAGAAUGCCAGAAUUCCCUUGACCCAACCAUAGGGACUUCCUUGCACCGCAAUUUCACCCGCCAAGUGCUUGGAAAAGUCGCAGGUCUCCCAUUGAAAAUUGGGUGAAGGCGGUGCAAAGCAACCUUCCGUCCCAGACGCCACAAUGCGACUGGUCGAUGUCAGUUUUCCCAGCGCCAACAACUUUUUCACCAACGCCGCAUGCCCCAGUAAAUUCAAUUGCGCCACGGGACAAACGGUGUUUCCAUCUUGACGAGUGGUUGGUGUUAGUUUGGGAUCAUCUCCAAAGCCCCCCGCAUUCAACAAGAGACCAUCAAUCGAAUCGAUCGUAUCCGGAAUAUCCUGACAAAAGUCCUGCGUGGCAUCAAAGGCGAGAAAAAAGGCACGGCCCUGGUGGUCCAAGGUUUCCAGGGCCUUUUCGGCGCGUUCUUUCGAACGACACAGCAUGUAGACGUGACAAUUGGAAUCAUCUUGCAGCAAUUGGCGUGUCGCUUCCAAACCAACACCACCAUUGGCGCCCGUGACGAAAAAGAUGCGGCGGCGUUCGCUCAUGGUCAAAAGAAGUAAGUUAUGGAUGGACGAUUGACGGUGGCAAUGAAGAUAGGAUUGAGUGAGGACAGUGAGGACUUCGCAGCAGUUCAGGGACGAAGGAGCGACAAGGUGGCCAAGAAAGAUCUGAUUUGAUUCAGCGGGCAAUUGCUUCGAGGGUUAGGGGUAUUCCGUACCAGGUACUGUACCGGUCCCAUGCUCCAGCCACCACACAGCGACCAUAAUAGA